Aspergillus sclerotioniger CBS 115572 is the source of this 1444-nucleotide messenger RNA. RefSeq lists its product as uncharacterized. The coding region runs from base 324 to 1388 and encodes 354 amino acids. The transcript has 6 exons. The record is from RefSeq and is a predicted model, not a curated record. Lineage: Eukaryota; Fungi; Ascomycota; Eurotiomycetes; Eurotiales; Aspergillaceae.
UUUCAGCGUAGAUACCGACCGUGUCAGGAAGCAAAAAGCAAAACUCCGACCAGGGUGUUGGCCAGGGGUAUUGAGCUUACUAAAUGUAGCAGACCAGGAGAGGGAUUCAUAUUAGAGUGGGACAUGCUAAAUCCUCCGACUGCCCGGCUGCAGGGCUACCUGGGUGAUCCGCCCUCGUGCAGCCAGCGGCUCCCCGUUAGUGCGACGGUCUCAUGGCCAGGCCCGGUGAUGUCCGGGCUGAUUAUGCUGUGUGACAGUACUACAAAACCAGCACCUCGCCGUGUCAGCUAUAUUGGUACAUCUGACCGUUGCGAAUUGCCAACAUGGGGCUUACACAGACAGGCACGUACAACACCCGACAGUUGCAAAUUGUCAUCAUCAACAGUAUCCUGGUUGUGCUCUCGAUCACGGCGGUGUCUUUGCGGGUCUGGGCCCGGAGACUGCAGGGUCUAGGUCUCUUUGUGGAGGACUAUCUGAGCAUUUUUGCCUUGGCCUUGUCUCUUGGUGUUAAUGCGCUCCUGUUCCAAAGUCUCCAUGCUGGUGUGGGCGAACAUGUUGACACCCUCUCGACCGCUACUGUCGAAGCCUACUCUUUGAAUCUUUAUGUGAUGCAGCUUUUCUGGAAUACCUGUCUUCCCGUGAUCAAGCUCUCCAUCGUCCUCUUCUACCAGCGCAUUUUUCCCGUGCGAUCGAUGAUCAUUGCCUGUCGGUCUGUCAUGCUGUUCCUGGCUGCCUGGUACAUCGCCUUCCAAACAACUGCCAUAUUUCAAUGCAUUCCGAUUCAUCACGAAUGGCAGAAAAAGACCACCCAGGGCAAAUGCAUUGCUUUCGUCCCGUUUGUCACGACAUUAGCUGCGACCAACCUGUGCACCGAUGUUCUGCUUCUGAUUCUACCGACACGACAGGUGUGGAAGCUUCAGAUUCCAUGGGGACGAAAAGUCGGUCUUUCGGCGAUCUUUACUCUGGGCAUUAUUGUCUGUGCCAUCUCAAUUGUCCGUCUGGAGAACCUAAUCGCGAUCAGUAAUUCUGACAUCACCUGGUCCGACACCUACUCCCAUCUGUGGACCGCGAUUGAAAGCAGCCUCGGGGUGGUGGUGUCCUGUCUCCCUAGCCUAAUGCCGAUCGUCCGACUUGUCAAGAGCAGGGGAUCGCGGCGAGACGGAAAAUCCCUUACCGGCAUCGGCCAGGGAUCGUCGUACCCCAGCUACGUGCGAGGGCCGUACGAGCUGUCCGAAGUGUCCAACAGGGUUUCGACGGGACCGACGCGGACACGGCUGCGGGCGGGAAGCAGCCACUCGGACCUAAUCCGCAAGCAGGCUGGGGAUAUUGAGAUCAUCACCGAGAUAGACCAGACCGUGGAGUCCACCAAUCAUUCGAAUAACAUCUGAUGAAGCGGGCCAAAAUUUUUUCUUGAUCCAUGAGUUGACCUGCGGAAUUCUCACGU